UGAGGAGAAAAAGUGUCCUGUUCAAGAUUUCAUAUUAGCCAUCAGCAUCUCAAACUCCCUCUUUCUCACUGUCCUUUGCUGCGGGUCGGACGCACGCGUCCCACACCUGCAUACAGCUCCCAGUAUUCUUGCGGACCAUCCUGUAUCGAACGUCGCAGUAGGCAACCCGCAUACACUGCACCAAUUGACCGAGCCAAUACUGACAAGACUUCACAUUCAUUCAACCCAAAAAUAAUAUAAAUCAAGGAUUGGAAAACAGUAAUCGAAAUGUUUGUCAAAGGAAUGCGACCAGUAAGGCUCCUGUUCCUUCUGUGUGCAGUUUGGCAUCUGUUCCUGGCCUUCCCAACCCAAACCUCAUACAUCAAAGACCCGGAUGAUGUCCAACAGCUCCGUGUCACCGUCUCCAAGACGAUCCCAAUCUCCACUGCACCCCCUGGGCGGCUCCAUCACAGUCCCCCUGUCAGGUGUCUCUGUCCACUGGACCUCCCCAUCUCCUUUGACCCCUAUCCCACCACGGGUCAAGUGGAGUGUGGUGCGUGACGGGGAGCAGGGAGGGAGACAGAGGAUUCUGGUGGUGCGAGGUGAAAGGGUGAAGGUCAGUGAAGCCUAUCGGCAGCGAGCCCAACUGGUCCGGUUUGUCGACUCGCCCGAGGACUUCUCCCUUUGGUUGCGGGAUCUGCGAUCCAGCGACACUGGGCACUAUCGCUGCGAGGUACAGCAGGGUCUGGAUGACUCCAAUGACUUCACCCAAAUCAAGGUCAAAGGAGUGGUGUUCCACUACAGACACGCCUCUGGCCGCUAUGCAUUCUCUUUCAAUGAAUCCCAGCGGGCGUGCGAGGGCAUUGGGGCACACAUUGCCACUCCAGACCAGCUUUUGGCGGCCUACCAUGACGGCUAUGAGCAGUGUGAUGCCGGAUGGCUUGCUGACCAAUCUGUCAGAUAUCCAAUCCAAGUUCCCCGGGAAGGUUGCUAUGGUGACAUGGAUGGGAGCCCAGGAGUGAGGAACUAUGGGACACUGGAAGCAGAUGAACUGUUUGACGUGUAUUGUUAUGUAGAGCAUAUUGAUGGGGAAGUGUUCCAUGGCUCUGCCCCUCUGCAGCUUUCAUUUGAUGAGGCACGGGCCUACUGUGAGAAGGAAGGGGCGGAGGUGGCUACCACCGGGCAGCUGUACAUGGCGUGGAGUGAAGGUCUGGACCGUUGCAACCCUGGCUGGCUGUCUGAUGGCAGUGUGCGCUACCCCAUCAUCACACCUAGGGAGCGCUGUGGAGGGCCUCAGUCAGGGGUCAAGACCUUGUAUCGCUACAGCAACCAGACAGGCUUCCCUGAUCCAUCCAGCCGCCAUGAUGUUUACUGUUUCAAAGGUAAUGGGAAUCCUCGCACUGCUGCCCCCAUGGACUACAUGGCCACAGAGCCAGAAGACAUUGGACAAGAUAUUGUUGUUUUCAUGGAGCCUGCUGAGGAGCUCCAUCUAAGCCAGGCUGCAGAGCAAGUGGAGCGAGAGGCCCAGAGUGUUCUGGAAUCCCUCCCUGUGUUCCAGUCAGCUCCAGCUCAGGAAAACUUCCAGGGGACUCCCGCUGAUGCUGUGAUUAGUACAAAAGUCCCCCUCGCCCAGUCAGCCUUUACCCAACACUUCCUCCAGGCCUCUGAUGAUACUCCAUUUUCUAUAAAAAAUUACUAUCAUCCCCAGAAUCCUACUUCCCUACCUAGCACCUCCAGUGAGCCAGACUCACUCCAUGAAGAAGACUAUAAUUCCCAGAAUUCUACUUCCCCAGCUAACACCUCCAGUUUGCCAGACUCACUUGAUGAAGAAGAUUAUCAUUCCCAGAAUCCUACUUCCCUACCCAGCACCUCCAGUGAGCCAGACUCACUCCAUGAAGAAGACUAUCAUUCCCAGAAUUCUACUUCCCCAACUAGCACGUCCAGUUUGCCAGACUCACUUGAUGAAGAAGAUUAUCAUUCCCAGAAUCCUACUUCCCUACCCAGCACCUCCAGUGAGCCAGACUCACUCCAUGAAGAAGACUAUUAUUCCCAGAAUUCUACUUCCCCAACUAGCACCUCCAGUUUGCCAGACUUACUUGAUGAAGAAGAUUAUCAUUCCCAGAAUCCUACUUCCCUACCCAGCACCUCCAGUGAGACAGAUUCCCUGCAUGGAGAAGACAAUCUUUCCCAAAAUUCUACUUCCCUACCCAGCACCUCCAGUGAGCCACACUCACUCCAUGAAGAAGACUAUCUUUCCCAAAAUUCUACUUCCCUACCCAGCACCUUCAGUGAGCCAGAUUCACUCCAUGAAGAAGACAAUCUUUCCCAAAAUUCUACUUCCCUACCCAGCACCUCCAGUGAGCCACACUCACUCCAUGAAGAAGACUAUCUUUCCCAAAAUUCUACUUCCCUACCCAGCACCUUCAGUGAGCCAGAUUCACUCCAUGAAGAAGACUUUGACUCUGCACAUUCUACUUCCCUGCCCAGCACCUCCAAAGUGCCAGGCUCACUCAAUGAAGAAGACUAUGAAUCUCAUCAUUUUACUUCCCUACCAGGCACCUCUAGUUUGCCAGACUCAAUUGAUGAAGAAGACUAUCAUCCCCAAAAUUCUACUUCCAUACCCAGCAACUCGAGUGAGCCAGACUCACUCCAUGAAGAAGACUAUAACUCCCAGCAUUCUACUUCCCUACCCAGCACCUCUAGUGAGCCAGACUCACUCCAUGAAAAAGACUAUUACUCCCAGCAUUCUACUUCUUUACCCAGCACCUCCAGUGAGCCAGACUCACUUCAUAAAGACUAUCACUCUCAGCAUACUGAUUCCCUUCUCAGCACUACCAGCAUGCUCGACGUCCUCCAAGGAAGCAACUCCAGUCUCAGCAAGCCUGAGACAGAAGCAAGCCCAGAAUUUCCAGAGCCUUCCUAUGAACCACAUAGACAUUACCAGUCAAUGCCAGAGAUGAACCAGGAGGAACCUGAAUACCAGCAGUCAGGAUCUUCGAAACAUUUUCAGCCAAUGCCAGAGACAAACCUUGAGUUGGAUGAAGUGGAAGGCGACUACAGCACAACAGAAGGAAACCAAAGUAAUCAGGAGAAAGCACGAGAUACUACCGAAAUGGCCUUUGACCCCAUGGGGAGUUCUACAGGUGUACAUAAACCAACUGCCGAAAGAAUGCACAAAGAGGUGACCAUGAGCGGGUCUGAGGAGACAUCCAUCUCAACCAAGUCUUCAGUAGAGCCUGAUCCUCACCAAGCCCCGUCUACCCUCUACCCCCAUGGGGAACCAAGCUCAGUGUGGUUGCCCUUAGAUGGAUCUGGAUCCCAAGAGUUAGACCUAGGUGUCCUCCACGAAAUGCAAACAGAGAGAUUCCCCACCUCCGAAUACUCAACAUCCAGCCCAGCACAUCACAUAUCUGCCUCACCGGGUGCCACCAGCAUCCCAAGUAAGCCGCAAACACACGUUCCGCAUUCGAGCAGCAGCUCACUUGGACUGGAUCAUUCUGAGGAGCAUGGACUGGAAGUGUUCUCGACAGCAGCUGUGCACUCAGCACCACCAUAUGGGACCUCACCGGGAACUUCCUCUGCUAGGCCAGAGGGAAGCACCAGUCUAGACGCUCAGGGUUACGUCCUUCCAGAGAGAUUGGAAAUUCCAAAAGAAGUAGAGCUGUCACCAGGGGAGUUGGAUGAGGAGCACCUUGGGUCCGGAGGGGAAACAGUCACUACCGAGUCUUUAGACCUCUCCACCAACAUCCAGCUGCUCCCUGAAGUAACUACAGUGGGCUAUCAAACAACAACUAUGUCCAGAACAGUUCUGCAUCCCGGAAACACAGACCUGGAAGAAGACAAAAGUGGACAAGUGCGAGGCACUGAUGAACCGUCCAUCAGAAAAGAGGUUCUCCCUCUUGAGUCACAAACAUCUAGCUGGGCCCUAAACCACAGCACCUCUGCACCUCAAGAGUUUCGGGAUGAUUUUGAAUAUAGUGGAGAAGCCUCUUCCCAGACAAAGCUUCUAGACUCUUCAGCGGAACCUGAUGCGUUUGGUUCCGACUCCUUAUCCACCUCAAUUACGGAUCCCACUGCAGCCACCAUGUCCACAUCCUCUGAGUGGGUCAUGCAGACCGGGAGUCCUUCCACCACCUCCACUACACAAGAUGUUCCCAAAACAUCAGAACAAGAGAGGGUGACAGCAAUUAUGCCGCCCGUGAAUCAAGGCCAGGCGGAUCUGGAAUUCGGCAUCACUCAGCCACCCACGCUGCUCAUCUUGCCCAAUGAGAGGGCUGCCGUGGGCGGUGCCAGGAAGAUUUCAGAUGCUUGUCUGGUGGACCCCUGCGCUAACGGUGGCACCUGCGUUGAGGUGGGUGGGAGCAGCAGAUGCCUCUGUUUGCCCAGCUACGGAGGUGACCUUUGUCAGACAGACCUGGAGCAGUGUGAGGUUGGCUGGCAGAAAUUCCAUGGAAACUGCUACAAGCACUUCACCCAGCGUCUGAGCUGGGAGGUGGCAGAGCAGCACUGCCGAAUGGUCGGGGGCCACCUAAUGUCUAUCAUGACGCCUGAGGAGCAGGACUUCAUUAACAAUAACUAUAAGGAGUAUCAGUGGACUGGACUGAAUGACAAGACCAUCGAGGGGGAUUUCCGUUGGUCUGAUGAUAAUCCAUUGCUCUAUGAGAACUGGUACCGGGGCCAGCCUGACAGUUACUUCCUGUCUGGAGAGGACUGUGUGGUAAUGGUGUGGCAUGAUGCCGGGCGCUGGAGCGAUGUGCCCUGCAACUACCACCUGGCCUACACCUGCAAGAAAAGCACAUCAUCGUGUGGCGUGCCCCCUAAAGUUCAAAAUGCAUCUGUGUUCGGCAAAAUUCGCAAGAGAUAUGAGACAGACAUGGUUGUUCGCUACUACUGUGGCCAGGGAUUCCAGCAGAGACUAAACCCUCUGGUCAAGUGCUUGCCCAGUGGUCAGUGGGAGGAGCCCCAAAUCCUCUGCAUUCCUGCGGCAGGAAGCACAGGACGCACCGCAGGAGUGACAUCACCGGCCUUAAUAAGCAAGGAGCUGGCUGAUGAGGAAGCCCGAACAACAAAGCCUCAGUACUGGGACAUCAAGUGGAAUUUAUAAGUUGGAUACCUGGUCCCAAUACACUUUAAGAGUUGUGUCUUCCUAAUUUCCUUUCCUCAUUCACCUUGGAUGUGUGCUCAACUGGUGAAAGAAAUAGGGUGAUCAUGAAGGAAAGGUGACAGGGAAAGAGUAUUGGGACACAGGGUCAGUCAGAAAUAACCUCUUACAUUCCAACUCUCCUCCCCCAAAGCACAUCGAUCUGAAUCUGUUGUUGUGAUAAUCUGGGUUUAAGGGUCUAUUGUAGCCUUACAUACGAGGCUGCACAUUAUAUUACUAUAAUCCAUAACUUCUUGUCUUCAAGUUUUAAAAUAGGUUGAAAAGAUGAAAACAUCUGAAAUAACCUUAUAACCUCAGCUGUGGUAAACCUUGACAGAUCACUUGGGUGCCCUUUACCACUGGAUUCAGUUUGGUUCAGUUUGUAGAAAAUGUUGGUUUAGAUAGUUUCUUUAGAGAAAACCAUGCAUUGUACAAUCAAGAAGAUCGGAAAAGAAGUAAUGUAUUAUAGAAAUGCCUUCAAAAUAACAGGAUUUUGGAUAACGGGUAAGCUUAAAAACCUUUCACCAAAAAUUUUCAGAGCUCCACCAUGUAGUGCAUUAGCAUGAGUUACUGUAGGUUACAUUUGAUGUGCAGUUUCCAAUGUAGGGUUAGGUUACUUGCUGGUUUUAAACAGGCCUCAGCACAUUAAUGGUGUUCAAAGAUCUUAUCUUCAUAGUUUAUACAUGUCAGUAGUCAAUCAGUGUUUAAUUAAUAUUAAAUCAAAACCACCCAUCAUAUAUUCAAUUACAGCUGGUCUGUUUGUAAUUCCAUUUCCUCAGACUGUCUUUUCAUCCAGACUAGUCCUACUUCAAUACCACUACUCUAGUAUCAGAUGGCUGGGUGUGGCAACUACCUACAGUGGGUGUGGCUACUACCUAUGAGAGGGCUAGGUGUGGCUUCUACCUACAAGUAGGUGUGGCUACAACCUAUGAGAAGGCUAGUUGAGGCUCUACCAACUUAUGGGUAUGGCUAUGACCAGAUUGCUGAAACCAAUCAAAAUGUUUCAAAUCCUUGAGUAGACUGAACAAAAGUAUUUGAAAUAGAAACAAUUAAAAAAUCCCUACACUCCUCAAAAUGCAUAUCCAUUUUGGAAUUUUGCUUUAUUUCCAUCUCGGUCAUCUCACACCAUAGGCCUUCUUAGACUUUUGUCAUCAACAGACUUAAUAAAAAACAUGGUGCUUACUCCCUUGCUUUUGAUACAUACAUACAUGAAUGACAUAAACACAUUUUUAUAUCAUAAAGAAACAAAAUGGCACAUUUGGGCUUUAGGAACUCCAAACCAAGUAUGUUUAUAAUGCCAUUAAUGAAUAAAUUCCACUAAUGAAUAAGAAGAAUAAACAUGUUACUUUGGCUUACUUUUCAAGAUAAUUCAUUCGGUUUCUAUUUUAUACCAGGAUGAUAUAUUUUUAUAUUAACAUACAAGGAUAGUGCCAAAAUAAACUGAACACUUCAAUAAAUGUGUGAUGCAACGUGUGGAAGUAACAUUCAUCAGCUUAGGGUCAUUUAUGAAAAUUCUGAAGCCCAGUUUCCAAUUAUUUUGGCUGCCACGGUUAGAAAAGAGAUCUCAGAGUCUGUACAUUUUGACCGAAUUCUAACACAGCUUUUUGCCUCUGCUGACACUUCCAGCAAUGGUACAAGGGUGCUCCUAAUUCUCCUUAUUCUGAAUAAGACUUUGCUGUCACAAACAAUUGCAUAUAACAACUAUCAAACAGCAAUAGCAGUGAAUCCAUAUACAGUGAAAUUGUGGUACAGUGUUAAGAAGACAAAGAAAUAUACCAAACUAGUUUUGUAAGAUUACAAAACUACUUGCAUGUAGCCGACCAAAAGGCUCUCCUGCCUGACGGAUCCUGUUGUCGAGAUAAAACUGCCGGGAAAGGAACGGUCACUGUACAGCGGACCGUAACAUGUUUUGCAUGCUUGCUAUGGUUCUUUACUAACGUAAUCCGUUUCUGCCUGAUUUCUGUUUUUUUUGGGGGCGAAACUGAAUAAAGGCACUUUGCUGUAAGUUGUAUGCCCACGGUGACAAAGACAGUGUCUGAAGAUGAGAUGUCAACUGAAUGUGCGGCAUGAGGCAAAAAGGUUUUCGCAUUGGGAGAAAUCAAGUGUGCAAAAUGUUUUUUAUUGCUGAGUGUCAACAUUCUAUGUAUACUCUGUGUCCACGGAGUCCCAGUCAAACAGUCUCAACCCAAUUAACACUCAUCUGCAAUUCUGCUAUUGAAUAUGAGACACACUUUCACCAAAACACCACUGAUGGAAUAGUGCCAUAUCCCUUCUACAGAGUUGCAGAUACUCAUAGAAUCAAUGCCAUGCUAGCAGUUCUGACAGCUCAUGGUGGCCAAACUCCCUAUUUUAAUACUUUCGGUUGGUGUUUCCUUUAUUUUGGCAAUUACCUGUAUCAGUUAUAUUGAUUUGAAGUCAUUUGAAAGUAAGGUUUAGUUGCUGUCAUCAUAGAUGCCCUACACAAUAUACUGACAUUUUUCUAUGAAAAGCUUUAUGUUGUAAUAAAGUAUUUGUAGAAUAAAUUAAUGACCCAGUAUUAACCACACAGCCAUUACUGUUAAUGUUAUUUGUUUAUUCUUUCAUUGUUAGAGUGAUAGUGAUAGUCUUCCUUUCUAAACCAACUAAAAUAAAAUGAGAAGGUUCUGGGA
Molecule: messenger RNA, 7767 nt
Organism: Esox lucius (northern pike)
Lineage: Eukaryota; Metazoa; Chordata; Actinopteri; Esociformes; Esocidae
Product: brevican core protein
Exons: 14
Coding region: 374-5083 (1569 amino acids)
Biological process (GO): cell adhesion
Molecular function (GO): hyaluronic acid binding
Source: RefSeq, a predicted model, not a curated record